This is a messenger RNA of Rhincodon typus (whale shark), 3475 nucleotides long. RefSeq lists its product as uncharacterized. The transcript has 7 exons. Bases 1679 to 2374 code for a protein of 231 amino acids. Lineage: Eukaryota; Metazoa; Chordata; Chondrichthyes; Orectolobiformes; Rhincodontidae. The record is from RefSeq and is a predicted model, not a curated record.
UUACAGGCAGGCAGGUGAUUUUCUUCUUGAAAUGUUUUGAGAUCUGCAUUCUUAGUUUCAACUCCCUUGCUCUGUCAGAGAAGUCCCUUGAAGUUACAGCUGGAUGCAUAUUCUCUGCACAAGUUUUUGUUUUCAGGGUUUUAUAAUUGUGGAUGAGGUUCCAUCUCCAACAUGUGAAAAUUCUCAUUGUGCUGCAAGUCAAAACAGGAGAUAAAGACCUUUUCAUGCCUCCAAAGGGCAGCCCGGCUUUGUGCAAAAAUGUUAAUUUCAUUUCAGACUGUCUCUUAUUUAAUCAAGGAGUAAAUUACUGCAGAUGCUAGAUUCUACCCUUGCAUAAAUGCUGCCCCCUCCACACUUCAUUUCAGCUCUGAUAUCUCAUUUCACCUGUCCCAAUAUCUUUAUGUGACAUGUCAAAGGUUAUCACAAUGCUUAUGUGACUGUGACAUUUUUAUAAUGUCAAAGGCGCUACGUAAAUGCAAGUCAGUAUUUAGCAGAAUUAUUUCAGGUAUCCAGGACUUCAAUUCUGUGGAAUGACUGCUGAAUCAACAUUAGACCAGAGAGAAAUAAGGAUAGAUUUAAUGGAGGCAUUCAAAAUUAUUGUAAUGCGACCUUCAGCAGCAGAUGGUGACAGUGGGGGAGGGCAGCUUUGGUGGAAGAAAGGCUGAUGGGAAGGGGAGAAGAUAGUCGAAGAAUUCCUAAGUCCAUUGUGUUAGCCAGAGGCUGCAGAGAGGUAGAGAGAGAGAGAAAGGUACAAGUUGCUGACAUCGCUGCCUGGGAGACAUUAGCCAGAGGCUGCAGAAAGAUAAAGAGAGAGAACAGGGUAAGAGGGGGGAUACCAGCUGCCAACAUCAUCAACAGGAAGUACUGAAUGCAAAGGUGCUGAUAUGAAGAGAGAAGCAGCUUGUGAACUAAAAAUGACCUGCACCCAAGUGCUAUUUUGAGCCAAUUUAAACCGGAUUGAAUUAACAAUGUUGUGCAGGAAGUAAGAAAGAUGAGGUAAUGCAAAAGCCUUAUUUGGAUGAGAAAUAAUGAGAUAAUGCUACCUAAGUCUCUGGGCCAGGGCCAAUAAGGUAAAGGCAUGCAAUAAGUGAAUUAGCCUGUCCCAACAGGAAGAAAACAGCCCGACUUGAGUUGGAUAAAAGAAAGAAUAAAAAGAAGAGUCUAGGCCUGAAACGUCAGCCUUCCUGCUCCUAUGAUGCUGCUUGGCUGCUGUGUUCAUCCAGCUCUAUACGUUGUUAUCCUACUAUCUCUGAUAAAAAGAAGACCGUUGGGGCAUGCAGCCAGUGAAAACUCCAAAGACCAACCGUUGCAGAAGUAGACUCUACGUAAGGGAUGUGGUGACAACAUUGAGUGCAGCGCCCGGCCAGCGUCAGCCCUUGUCAGCAGAAGCAGCAGCUAUCCUGAUCGGGUAUUAGCUUUUAUAUUCUGUGACUACUUGGAGAAAUCUAAUGGGUGGAUAAUUUCUCUUCAAUUAUCCAAUUGUUGGAAGUGCUGAGAAAAGAAUCCCAGUCUGUAAGAAAUAAGUAAAUAUGUCGAAAUCUGCUGAAACUGUUUGCAUUAACUGGAGACUUUGGAAUUUAAGCAAGAUGUACAGUUUAACUCACUGGUGAAUAAUUCAUUGUCCAAAGAUUUCAAGGGGUUCUCGCAUGAUUGGACAACACUGCAUCUGGGGUUCUUCAUGGCUUCAGGCCCUCAAAAUCUGCAAGUUGGCUCUGGGGUGUUACACUUUCCUCAGUUGCAUUUGGUCACGUCCAUUGCUGUUCUUCUGUUACUCAUGCUGCUCAUGAUUCCCUGUGCUUACUGUAGGAGAGUUUAUGAAAGAAUAAGAACAGGAGCUAAUAGUCAUGCAGGACAACAAAAGAUAAAGUCUGUGAAGAAACAUAAUGUUGCUGUUCAACCCAAAGAUGACCCAAAAAUUACGAAAGCAAAUGGAGUGACACCAACAACUGACCAGCAGCAGGAAAAGGUGAACAGCGUGUCUCUCCGACGUAUCCCAAGUAUUCCUUUGACUAGUAUCAUACAGAUUGAGGAGACCGCUGAUGAUAGUCUGUACGAAGUUGUGAGAGACAUCCAAGUGAACGCAUGGGCAUCGAAGCAGGAGAAUCCUGAGCCACAGAACCUGGAGUACAUGACACCAUGUAAGACAGUGCCUUCAGCAGAUCCAAAACAGACGAAUGAGUGCUGCAAUGAGAACAAGGAGUCAGUAGAAGGGCUGACACAAGCACCAAUUUAUGCAAAGAUAAUUAAACAGCGGAACAAAGAGAACCAAUCACAGGUUCAAGAGAAGCUUGAAGUUAAAGAUGAAGUGGAGGUUGAAGAGCCCCCACCAAUCCCAGACAAACACUUGGAUGAAGAAGAUUCAGCUCAGUGUUGAAGAUAUCAGAUAACAAACAGCACAGGUAAAAGUCAUAUUCCCAACUGAAAAAUGGAUGAAGCUGCUUGAGAGUGACUCCUAAUCAUAAAUAUUGCACCUUCAAUAUGAAAGUACUUAAUUCAUUUUGAACUAAAUUACAAUUAUCCUGAUGUUUCAAUAUGAAUAAUAUUUUGUACUAUAAUGAGUCCCUGCAGUCUUGUUACGUGUACCUCCUAUUGCAGCAUAGCUUGUGAUAAGUUGUGGAACACUAAUUCUUAAAACAGAUAACUCACUCAAGAACUUGAUGAUAUAAUCCAGUCUGAUUCCUCAAGGAGCACUGCAUUGUUGGAGGUGCCUUGCUUUAGAUUUUGAUGCAGAAUCCCCGGCCACAUCAGUUGGGAGGUGAGAGGCCAGAUACUGUGAUUCAAAGAGGACCUGGGAAUUCUACUGAUUUUAAUGUUCCUUUUGUCAACCAGUGCAAGCUAGAACAAUGACUUGUUCUUCACACUUGUGGUAUUUGAGAUCUAGCUGCAUGGAAAAUGCUUAAUGUAUUUGCGUAUGUACUAAAGUCACUACAUUUGAUGUAAUUCAUUGUAUGUUGAAAAUGUUUGCUAUACAGUUGAAAAUAUUUUAUAUAUUUGUUUCCACAGUGUAUGUAUAUAUAAAUGAGUACAUGUAUGUGUGACUAUGGAAUAUAAUUCUAGGUGAGUGUGUGCAUUUUGUGUAGUGAAGAUUGUAAUGAUUCUGGAUUUGCUUUCUAACCUGCUUGGUUGCUUCAAAAGAAAUAGGGUGCUACCCUUGGCCUCUGAAGCUCUUAUUUAAGCAGAAUAGAGAUUUUAUCCCUGAUAAUCAGUGUAUAGAUAAUGUAAAGCCCUUCAUGAUUGAGGCUUCAUGAUCUCUGAAGCAAUGUAUCUGGAACUGUACCCAGGACGAAAUUGAACAUUGGAAGAGAGGAGGGGGCAAUGGUGAAUAUUUCACAGUAUGGUAUAGCUGAAUUCAUGCCCAUGUUGUCCUGUAUAUAAAUUUAUUCAUUUCCUGGUGCAGUUAAUAUAGUUAUACACAGUUUAAAAAGCACUUUGCAACAUAUUAAUAAAAUCUUUGAUAAAUUUGUCUCCUUUUUAA